Molecule: messenger RNA, 1407 nt
Organism: Arachis stenosperma
Lineage: Eukaryota; Viridiplantae; Streptophyta; Magnoliopsida; Fabales; Fabaceae
Product: abscisic acid receptor PYL4-like
Exons: 1
Coding region: 186-854 (222 amino acids)
Biological process (GO): abscisic acid-activated signaling pathway
Cellular component (GO): cytoplasm; nucleus
Molecular function (GO): abscisic acid binding; signaling receptor activity; protein phosphatase inhibitor activity
Source: RefSeq, a predicted model, not a curated record
ACAUAAUCAAUCAAAAAUUGAAGUUAGAAAGAUAUAUAUAUAAGACCCUUACCCAAAAGCAAAACUAGUAUCUCUUAGGUUUGGUGGGGGAGAGGAGAGAAAAAGAGAGAGAACAACAUACCUUACAAUAUUUAAUAUUAUUAUUAUUAGAAAAUAAUAAUAAUAUAUUAUUUGUUAUUUCGAGAAUGCCUUCUCCUCUUCAACUCCACCGCUUCGAUCCUUCCACCGACGCAGCAACCGCCACAGCAACAGCCAUCGCCACCGGCGUCAACUUCCCCAAGGAGCACGCCUUCACGGCAACAGCGUCUCCAUCGCCGCCGUGCCUUCUCCCGGAGGCUCUAGCACGGCACCACGCGCACGGAGUUGGACCGCACCAGUGCUGCUCCUCCGUGAUCCAGUCCAUUGACGCUCCGGUAUCCACCGUGUGGUCCGUCGUGCGCCGCUUCGACAAACCGCAGGGAUACAAGAACUUCGUCAAGAGCUGCCACGUCGUCGCCUCGGGAAACGGCGGAGACGACGGAAUCGGAGUCGGCGCGUUGCGCGAGGUGCGCGUGGUUUCCGGCUUGCCAGCUGAGUCAAGCACGGAACGGUUAGAGAUCUUGGAUGACGAGCGCCACGUCAUCAGCUUCAGCGUCGUAGGCGGAGACCACCGUUUGAGGAACUACCGCUCCGUUACAACGCUUCACGGAGACGGUAACGGCGGAACAGUUGUGAUUGAAUCGUACGUCGUUGAUGUACCGAUCGGUAACACUAAAGAAGAGACUUGCGUGUUCGUUGAUACGAUCGUACGGUGCAACUUGCAGUCCCUCGCUCAGAUCGCUGAGAACAUGGCCAAAACAACCCCUCACAAAUGAAGCAAAAAAAAAAAAGUAACCGUCAUUCAUUUUCUUUUCUUUUUUUUAUUUUAUUUUGAUAUGCUGAGUUGGAAUUUCGGAGAGGAAGAGCAGAAGGAGGGAAGGAAUAAGUGUUACUCUUUUCUUCUCCAAAACUAAAACCUCGCGUUUUUCGGAUUCGGAUUCUGGUUCGGAUUCGGGUCUUUGUUACUGCGAUUGUAUCAUUGAUGAUGCAUGUGCCUGGUGUUGGGAAUUGGUUAGAUCGGUAGGUUUUGGAGGACCGUUGGUCAGAAAGGAAAAUGGUUGAAUGUGAUUAUUCUAUAUAUAUGAGAUGAGAAAUGUUCAUAUAUAUGCCUCAGAUUUUUUCCGUUCUACUGUUGAUUCUGAUCAAGAGGUGCUGCUGUUGCUGCUGAUGCUGCUUUUUUCACCAAAUCGAUGGUGGUUGAAAUGAUAGAGGAUAGUUCAAUUGUGGUAUACUGGUACUAGUUUUUGUUUCUGUAAAUUAAAUUCCUCUUAAUUUGUAGUGGAUUAUUUGAUAAUUCUAUAUCGAUUGGGAGCUUGUUCCUUUUUAGUA